Molecule: messenger RNA, 906 nt
Organism: Penaeus monodon (black tiger shrimp)
Lineage: Eukaryota; Metazoa; Arthropoda; Malacostraca; Decapoda; Penaeidae
Product: probable serine/threonine-protein kinase mkcB
Exons: 4
Coding region: 1-906 (301 amino acids)
Source: RefSeq, a predicted model, not a curated record
AUGACGGCCCCCAUACACGCCCACCUGCAAACAUCAUGGAGCCAGGCUAGGGUUUUUGACACCAUGCCAAAAAAGUUAAAGAAAAAUAACCUGCCAGACCUCGAUCUCGGGAAUGGGAACUCCUGGGGAAUCUUCAAAGUUCUCCCACCAACCACACGCAACACAACCACAGAAACUACCAUCUCACACUCCACCGUCUCGCCACACCAAACCCAGCCUCCACACCCAGAUCUCGGCCCACAGGACGAGCCAGAGACUGAACUUUUCGCCACACCACAGAGAAAACCAGCACCAGCACCAACACCAAACCCAACACCAACUCCUACACCAACACAGUCACCUGCACACCCACAAGCAGCCCACCAAAACCACAACGACCUGACAGACUCAGAGAUCGAUGAUCAGUCCCUUCGCCACAGGGACGGUUAUGACCUCGAACCAAAAACAUACGGCAUCCGCCUCUUCGCCGCGGAAUCCUCACGAUACAAACACCUAAAACAGACUACAACUGGCACAAGAAAUAACACGCAACCUCGAUCUCGGGAAUGGGAACUCCUGGGGAAUCUUCAAAGUUCUCCCACCAACCACACGCAACACAACCACAGAAACUACCAUCUCACACUCCCAAUCCGCCCCCCGGCCCACAGGACGAGCCAGAGACUGAACUUUCGCCACACCACAGAGAAAACCAGCACCAGCACCAACACCAAACCCAACACCAACUCCUACACCAACACAGUCACCUGCACGCCCAAACACCCACAAGCAGUCACCACAGCACCCAAAACCACAAGUCGUCAAAGGUGGGGCCACAGGCACUUGGUGCUAGAUGAAGACCCCCCUGAUAAGUCAAAAAAGCUCAAAAUUCCGGUAUUACGUCCACCCGCGCGGACUACCCUCAUUUAA